Messenger RNA from Plasmodium fragile, 3096 nucleotides. RefSeq lists its product as uncharacterized. Bases 1 to 3096 code for a protein of 1031 amino acids. The record is from RefSeq and is a predicted model, not a curated record. NCBI's taxonomy places the organism in Eukaryota, Apicomplexa, Aconoidasida, Haemosporida, Plasmodiidae. The transcript has a single exon.
AUGAAGCUUUUACAAAAAUGCAAAAUUGUACCUGUGGCAAAACAGUUGCUGACCCCCAGAAGGGUAAAAAUCAGGGCCCAUGGAACGCCCACAUGCAAUGAGUUCACGAAUGCGGGAAUCACGUCAGUGGAGAAAUGCUCGCGCAGUAACACGCCCUCGGAAGGCGCAAGCCACGCCCAAAGCGCGAACGCCCUUGGACAGUCCGAACUAGUCAGACAUAUAAGAAAAUGCUGCAGAAAAGAUGACCUGUGCAGCAUAUACAAAUUCUGCGAUCAAUUUGUGCACCUUCUGAAAUUGAACAAAAUUAACCAAGACGAUUUUUCCUUAGUAAUUCACCUGUUGAGUAAAAAAAAAAUACACGACAACAGCUUUUGGAGACGUAUAGCCAGCACAGACAAUGUAAAUUUCAUUUUCAACAUGAACUUGAAACAAAUAAUUCUGACCUUCUACAGUAUUGCCAAUUCGUACAGGUACAUUGGCUUGACCCUUUUAAACGAAUUUACGCACAAGUUCAUAUUUGUCUUAAAAUGCCAAAAGAAACUCCUUUCUCUUUCUCGAGGAAGAAACGCGGUGAAGCAAAAGGCAAGUGACCCCCUCACGCGCAACAGUUGCCACUCGUACAAUGAAUCGAGGCAAACAAUUUUUCAGCCGGUCAACAAUUUUAUAUACCACAAAGAGGGAACUAAAAUUCAAGCCUACGAUUACACAAAUGAAUUCACAUCUCUGACCAAACAAAAGGGGAACCCCACAUGGAAUACACUAAUUUGCAAAAACGAUGAUCAAAAUGUUGGUCCCCUUUUUAGGAACAGGAAAAAUCAUUUGAAUGGUUUAGACAUAACUCUAAUGUGCAACACAUAUUCUAAGCUGAACAACAUAGAGAACUUGAAAAAUGUAGAAGAAUUAAAACAAAUCAUGUACAAACUUUUUCUUUAUUUUUUAUUUUUCAACAAAAUAGACUGUCAACAUAUAAUUCUAUUUAUGUAUAGUUACACACGGAUGCGAGGAUGUAUACACACACACGUGCUACGCAAAGUGCAAAAUGUAUUACUAAGCCCUACAAAUGGGCCGCAGCAGCAUUUGCACCAACUGCGUCUUGUGCACACCCUGGAUGUAGGUUCAUUAAAUAUGCUAAUGAAUGUACUGCAAAGGGGAAAUGUUAAAGACGAAACCAUUUGCAAAGAAAUUAUCCUCUCGGUGGUUAUAAAUUUAAAUUUGAAGAAUGAAAAAAGGACCAAAAUAAAGGGGUCUGUGUUAAGUGGGCAAGACUCUAACUAUGCCGAUCCCCUAGACCAUUUUGAAGAUGCAUUAGGCCACGCACCUUCAUAUACCCUCUCCAAUAGCAACAACGAAACAGACGAAGGUAGUCACCACCUUGUAACAGCCUGUACACCGCAGCAUCGUGACCAUUCCUGGAUGCUAAAAAAAAGACAAACACUGCUUGAACAUUUUACAAACAAGGAUUACACGUAUGUAGCGGAUAAGAACCAUCCGCUCGUUAAACUAAAUAAGAAAGACCUUUGCUUCCUUGUGUACAAUAUAAAUAAAUUAAGAAUAAAAAAUUACUACAAUGUGUACGACUACAUAAAGAACGAGUUGAGUGCUAGCCUGCCAGUUAUGAAUGUGUACAGCUCCUGCAUCAUGUUGGACUGCUUAAUAAAUUUAAAUAUACUUGAUCAAAAAUUAUUUAAAAAAAUAAUCACCACUUUGAAAAUAUUAUUCGAUAAAAAUCACUAUAACGAGAAAGACGUUACGGAUAUUUUCGCAUGCCUAUGCAGAUAUGACCACAAAAAUUCGGCUCAUCAUAUGGAAAUAUUCAACUUGCUACAAUCGUUAUAUUUUAAAGUACAAAUUAAAUUACAAAAAUAUAAUUACAUAAAUUUAAUUUCGAUUUUCUGUUCCGCUUCCUACUUUAACAUAAUUUUUACCAAUAAUGUCUUGCAAGAUUUGUGCAUAGACGUUCUUAACAAUUUUGAGUCCAUAAAUAUAAAAUUGCUUCUCCCAUUUCUAUACUUUUUAAAAAGUAAAAAUUAUGAAAUUAAUAUAUAUUUUUUUAACACCAUCAUGGAGAAAGUCCUUUCCAAAAUAAAAGACGUCCACACGUUUUUUUAUUCUUUUUAUAUUUUGUCAACAUUUGCUUCCAAAACGCUACAAGAAGAGAUGCACAUUUUGACCAAACUGGCCCACUUACUAGAGUGCAAUGAGCAUAUGCUAAAUGUAGAAGAAAAACUUGCCAUCGCAUUGCACACAGUUGUAACUCCGGUGUUGAUGUUAAAUGAGACAUUCUUCCUCUUCUGCGAAAGAGUGUUUGUUGAUAUUUUGUGUGCAACACCUGAGGAGGGGCAUACACAACUACACGAAAACAACCAACUUGAUACAACGCGGAACAUAACCCCUCCCAAAUGGAACAACACCUUUGACCCAUAUUUCAUCAACAGCAAUAAUCAUAACAAUUUCUGUUUCAACACAAAUUUGGGAAGUACCGAAUUGGAAGUUUUUCUUUCCUUGCUAUUGUCAGAUAUGUGUGAAAACAAACACUUGCUUUUUAAAAAGGGGCACUCCCUAACAGCACAAGAUGAAAAAAACAAACACACCAAACUGCUGCAGGGAAGCCACAUAAACACACGUAAAUUGGACGCACAGUUCAAUUAUGUAUAUAUCAAAUUACAGAAUGAUGGACUCAGGUACUUUGUAAAAAAUAGAAUUCAUUCGUUCGAUCGGCAAUUUUAUGCAAGACAGUUGGACACUCAAAAAGUACACAAGUACAUCACCAUUUUUAACUCAACCAAAUAUUCAAAUAAAGCGGAAAAAAAUAAUGGGACGACGAUACAAAUUUUCAACGAGAUGAAGGAACACUUCCCCAACUUGGAAGAAACUCUUUUUAAUGUAAUCAAAAUAUGUUAUGAGGAUUUUUUUAUUUACACAUUUUUCGUAAAAAAAAAGGACGAACAUUUUGUUAAUUAUUCGAACCAAAACGAAAGCUGCAGUUACGCCGAUUCCUUUUUCAUACACAGGAAUGAUACCUUAAUUAUAAAAUUAAAAAAAAAUAUGUUCAUUAAUUCGCUCCACAUUCCAUAUGUCUUAAAACCAUUUCUGUGA